AUUGCACAACAACAACACUAUUAUUCGUCUGCUAGUAAAAAACUAGCUCAAGUUUCAAUUGGAAACCAUGAAUCCGAAUCAAGAUUCAUUGCAAAGAAUCAAUUUUCUCUAUCAGGCUGCCCAUUGUAUGCUACUCCAGAACCCAGAAAACACCAGCCUAGCAAGAUUCUACAUCACAACCAUGAAGAAUGUCGCCAAGAAAUCCGUCUUGAGAAUACACCCCGGUAUCAAGAGAACCAUCUGCAAGCGAUGUGAUCUACUCUUAAUACCUGGCUUGACCUCAAAAGUCAGAAGUAGAGGUAAACGGCAGAAGCACCUUGUUGUGACAUGCAUAGAAUGUGGAGGAGUGAAACGCUUUGUCAGCAACAAAGACUACAAAUUAUGGGUGGACAGACCAGAAUGCACCCAAAAUCCAGUCAUAGCUCAACCAAUCUCAGAAAAGGACAAGCAGGAAGUACCUGGAUGAGAAUAACUUUAUACUGGAUGAUGUGAUACCUUAAUUGGACUUACCCACAGAGACUGAUAGACACCGUGUCAGCUUCUACAAUCAGGGUCUUGGGUCGGUUCAAGGUCUGGUCAUGGGUCAAGUCAAGGCUGGGGGAGGUCCUCCAACAACUUGAAAUAUAGACCUUUCCAGUGUUUAUAAACAAACUGAGCUGGUUGGCGUUGAUGGCUGAAUGUUAGUAGAACACUCAAUCUUGGUCACAGAUGUUUUACCCAAAUUCAAUAUUUUCUUAUUGAAAUACCUGCCCAUGAUUGGUUGCUUUGUUUCUAACAAAUUCAACACUGCGAAUAUUUGUCGAACAAAAAUUAGCCAUUUUUG
Molecule: messenger RNA, 823 nt
Organism: Asterias rubens (European starfish)
Lineage: Eukaryota; Metazoa; Echinodermata; Asteroidea; Forcipulatida; Asteriidae
Product: ribonuclease P protein subunit p21-like
Exons: 5
Coding region: 68-466 (132 amino acids)
Biological process (GO): tRNA 5'-leader removal
Cellular component (GO): nucleolar ribonuclease P complex
Source: RefSeq, a predicted model, not a curated record